AGGCGAGGUUUCUCUAAUAGACUUACUAGACCGGGAGAAUAAGACCUACCACAAUUUAACGUUAUGUGUACGUGACGAGAAUCCAAAUCACAAUGACACAACCUUCCUCUUAGUCACAGUUACUGACGUUAAUGACAAUAACCCUGUAAUUACUGCGAACGACUCCAGUGUAAUGAUUCUAGAGGAGGAAGCAGGAGGUGUAAUGAUUACGUACGUGACGGCCACAGACGAAGACGACGGAACAAAUGCAGAAUGGACCUAUACAAUUGUUGACAGACUGUCUAAUGAGUUCACAGUUGAUGGCGCAACCGGUGAAGUGACAACUCUAAGAGCGUUUGACAGAGAAGAACAGGAUACGUAUGAGGUAUAUAUUCUUGCUGUGGAUCAUGGAGAAUCACAGACUUGUAGCUUUGAGCCUGAUAUCGGUGUAGCAGAGGAAUACGAAGAACAACCUAUAGGAACAAUUAUUUAUAACAUGUCCACCGUCAGCAGUGCUACCUCAUUUGAAAUAGUAGAUGACUCUGAUUAUAAUGGGUUGUUUGUCAUAGACGACGUAUUUGUAGAGUGGGGAGAUGUGUACGAUCAUGAUGAAGACUGUGAUGAAAAACAGUUCAUCGUCUACAUUGAUUGUGAUAGCGACUCGAGAGAAAUGUUCACUUUAACAAUUGAUAUUUUUGACGUAAAUGACGUGGCUCCUGUUUUUGAAAAAGACAUUUAUUCUACCAAAGUAAAUGAGAUGACACCGGUUGGUACACUUGUAUUUGACGAUUUUAGCGCAACUGACGACGAUUGUACUAAAGGCUCGCUGCUAUACUACUUAGACGGACCAGGGUCGAGUCACUUUAAUAUCCCUGCAACAUCAAAUGCCGAAAUAUUCCUCGCCGAGCCCCUCGAUUAUGAGCUGGAAAAAUAUUACAAUCUUACUUUGAUUGUAUAUGAUGGUAAAGAUGCCGAAUCUCGAUUGAACGAUACGGCCAUAUUAUAUAUCCAAGUCGAUGAUGCAGAUGACAUGAGUCCAGCAUUUCAGGAUAUAGUUUACACUGAUAGCGUAUAUGAAAAUGUCACUGGUCCACUGAAUGUUGCCAUCGAUGCCUUCGAUUUGGAUUUGGGAAUAAAUGAGUCCGUUUAUUAUAGCUUUGCAGACCCUGACAGAGAGAAUACAACGAUAUUUGAAACAGAGUACUUCCACAUUGAUACCUACACAGGCGUUUUGACGGUGAUCAAAGAACUCGACAGAGAAGCUAUGCCGACUGGCACGAUUACGGAAGUUUUUGACUUCACUGUCGAUGGCACAACCGGUGAAGUGACAACUCUGAAAGCGUUUGACAGAGAAGAACAGGAUACGUAUGAGGUGUAUAUUCUUGCUGUAGAUCAUGGUGAAAGUCCUCGUUCCGGACAGACUUAUGUGACAGUUACACUAGCUGAUAUCAACGACAAUCCACCAGUGUUUGAAUCAGAUUCUUAUGAAGCAGCUGUACCGGAGCAGACAUUAGAUGUUUUCGUCAUUACUGUGAAGGCUAAUGACAUUGACGCAGAUGAAAAUGCCGUUGUGAGUUAUGCCGUUGUUGCUGAAAAUGGUACAGACUAUGAAUACUUUGAUGUAGAUCAGACAACUGGCGAUGUGUAUAUUACAUCGUUCGUGACGAUAGAGGAUGUGGGAGAGAGGCUAACAGUGAAGAUAGAAGCAUAUAAUGAGAUACCUUAUGCAUCUGAUGAUAUUGUCAAUGGUACAACAAAUAUUACAGUCACAUUACUGGUGUACGCGAUUGAAACAGAUACGCCCGAAAAACGGAGAAGUGAAUAUUCUACUGUGUCGAUCACUGUUCUCGAUAUCAACGACAACUCACCGCAAUUCACAGGAGAGCCAUAUAGUGCAAGUGUCAGUGAAGACAUCACAGAAGAAACAUUUCUAAUAACGGUCGAAGCUGUGGAUGACGAUCAAGAUGCUAAUAACUACGAAGUAGAAUACAGUAUAUGGGGAGUGACUGAUAGCGGAAUGGACAAUUUUAGAAUCGACAACAGUACUGGAGAUCUGUAUAUAAAUAAUGAUAAUGGGUUAUUAGACGCCGAAACUGUUGAUAGUUAUGUUGUUAUUGUCAUGGCAACCGACAAAGGGGAUAUUCCAAGAUCCAAUCUUGCAGAAGUGUUUGUCGAUAUCAGCAAUGUCAAUGAAGAAGUGCCCAUCUUUCUUAAUGACCCGUACAAUGCAAGCAUCAGUGAGGGCGCUCUGAUCGGUGCAUCGGUGUAUCAAGCAACGGUUAGUAUCAAAGGCGAGGUUUCUCUAAUAGACUUACUAGACCGGGAGAAUGAGACCUACCACAAUUUGACGUUAUGUGUACGUGACGAGAAUCCUAAUCAUAAUGACACGACCUUCCUCUUAGUCACAGUAACUGACGUUAAUGACAAUGACCCAGUAAUUACUGCGAACGACUCCAGUGUUAUGAUUCCAGAGGAGGAGGCAGGAAGUGUAAUCAUUACGUACGUGACGGCGACAGACGAAGACGACGGAACAAAUGCAGAAUGGACCUACACAAUCGUUGACAGACUGUCUAAUGACUUCACUGUCGAUGGCACAACCGGUGAAGUGACAACUCUGAAAGCGUUUGACAGAGAAGAACAGGAUACGUAUGAGGUGUAUAUUCUUGCUGUAGAUCAUGGUGAAAGUCCUCGUUCCGGACAGACUUAUGUGACAGUUACACUCGCUGAUAUCAACGACAAUCCACCAGUGUUUGAAUCAGAUUCAUAUGAAGCAGCUGUACCGGAGCAGACAUUAGAUGUUUUCGUCAUUACUGUGAAGCAAUACAAUGCAUCCAAUGACUAUGGACCAGAAUUCAGUGCCACAUCAUAUCCUAUGAACACUGCAGAGAAUGACUAUAGUGGUGCUGAUAUCGAUGUGACAGUUGGCUGGGUAUAUGCAACUGACUUUGAUGGCCAAGUUGUUGGAUAUGAUAUACUAUAUGGUAACAAAAACAACCAAUUCAAUAUAUCGAUGAAUGGCAGUAUUACAACAGCAGGAGAGAUAGAUCGAGAGACUCAACCUCUUCACAAGUUAUAUGUCAUUGCUGUGGAUGAUGGGAUACCUCCUAGAACUGGGUUGACACAAGUUGUGGUGGAAGUUGAUGAUGUAAAUGAUAAUAUUCCCAAGUUUGUGCAAAGUACAUAUAAUGUGACAGUUAGAGAAGGAACACGUGGGGUUAUUGUCAAUGUCACGGCUGUUGAUGACGACAUUGAUGUGAAUGGUGAUGUAUAUUACGCAUUCACCAGCAAUACUAGUAGUGAGUAUGGUAUUGGAAUCAAGGAUAACACUGGUGAGAUUUACUUAGACGAGGUCCUGUAUGCAAAUGAGACUGACACCAUCAAGCUGGAGGUAGUUGCAUACAAUGUAGUGCCAUACGUUGGUUAUAGCGCUACCAACGACACAACAUUAGUAACGAUAAUUGUUGAGGGACCUUGUAACAUGUUUGAUCCACAGUUUGAUGAAGACUCCUGGAGUUUCUUGGUGUCUGAAGACGAUCCUCAUCCUAAUAUUGGUAGAUUUGUCGGUAAUGUCAGUGCUUUUGAUCCAGAUCUUCUCUAUCCUAUUACUAUAUAUGAUAUCAUCUAUGGCAAUGAGGAUGAAAAGUUCAGUAUUUCUGAUGAUGGUGUCAUCACAACUGCUGAGGUUCUUGAUAGAGAAGAGAAGAAUGCUUAUACUUUGACUGUAAGCGGUGAAGAUGAAGGAGUGCCUUCAAGGACGUCUGUGACAGAAGUAGUAAUCACAGUGGAUGAUCUGAAUGACAAUCCACCAGAGUUUGUUGAGGUUGAAUAUUCAGGAACAAUAGAUGAAAACUCUGUUGCUGGUGAAUUAGUGAUUAUUCUGCCGGAGAUGAUAGUAACUGAUGAGGACAUUGGUACGAAUGCUGAGAUCAAUUUACGUCUUAAUGGCGCUGACAGUGAUCUAUUCAAUGUGACCUUUGAACCUGAUUCUGGCUUUGCGAGAGUGACAGUUUCAGGUGAUGGAGAUCUAGAUCGAGAAGAUGUAGAAAUGUAUCAAUUUACAGUAGAAGCCAGCAACGCUGCUGAUUUUGCUGUUAUUUCAUCAGUACCACUGAACAUAACCCUGAUUGACAAUAACGAUAACGCACCAAUAUUUGACGAGACAGAGAUUUUUGAAGUCAGCGAGGUGGAGCCAAUAGGUUACCCAGUUGGAACAGUGACAGCUCAUGAUGCAGAUGCAACAGAUAGGAAUAAUGGCAUUCAUUAUUACUUUGUUGAUGGUGAUUAUGGGAAAUUUGACAUAGAUCGUGAAACAGCGUACAACUCUGGAAGAGACCAGAACUUGGAGGAUUAUACAAUUGUUACUAUUGAAAUUGGUGAUUAUUACAAUGUACCACCUUACUUCACUAGACCUUUUUAUCGAGGCAAUGUUUCUGAAGAUGCUGAUGAUGGCGAUUACGUGAUGACUGUUGAUGCAGAAGACUACAAUACUAUAGAAGACUAUGGUGAACUGACAUACAUUAUUAGCCCAGAUGAUGAUGUCCCGUUCAACAUCAAUGCAACUACUGGAGAUAUAUACGUAGACACUUUAGGUGCUGGCUUAGAUAGAGAAGACAUAUCACAGUACAAUUUUAGCGUCAUUGCCAUAGACGGUGGAAACCUGAGUGCUUCAGUUCCAGUAAGGAUUGACAUUGAUGAUGUCAAUGACAACAAUCCCAUGUUCUACAAAGAUGCUUACACCACAGCUGUAUGGGAUGGAAGUAGAGAGGGUAUGAUAGUGCUUAUCGUAACAGCCAGCGAUGAUGAUGAAGGCAUCAAUGCUGAGAUCCGUUAUUCACUUUCUGGUGCAGGUAGUGAAUACUUCAAGAUUGAUGAAGUCACUGGGCUAAUUCAAGUCAACCAGACUAUAAACAGUGACCAGAUGUUGGCUGACGGUGUUGUGGAUGAGAUUUUUGUGGAAGAUGACGAGAAUGGAAAUACAACUCUAUACCGCAUGACCAUUCAAGCAGUUGCUACUGAUCUUGGAUCUCCGCCACUAGAGGGAACUGCUGAUGUGACAAUUAUCAUAUAUGACUCACUUUGGGCUUCUCCGGAAUUCAAUCAAACUACAUACCAGGAUACAGUGAUGGAAAACCUUCCAGGAGAUUCAUACGUGACAACUGUAUAUGCCGCGAUGAUGCUGGAUGAUAACAAGAUAAACGUUACGUACGAUAUGGUGGAAGAACACGAUAAAUUUCAAAUCAAUCAUAUCUCUGGUGUGAUAACAACUAAGAAGCCACUUGACAGGGAAGAUAGAGAUAUCUAUGACAUCACUGUCAUAGCUAUAGCUCGUAUGGUUCCUAACCCACAGACAUGUACCACUGUUACCAUAGUGAUUGAAGAUGAAAAUGACAAUGCUCCUCACUUCAACUCAUCUGAUUACUCUUUUGGUGUUUCUGAAGAUGCUGUAUUCGGUUUAACAAUUGGGGAUGUUGUUGCUACGGAUAUUGACCUGGCAGAAAAUGCGAACAUAGAGUACAGUAUUAUUGAUGGGGAUGAUGUGAAUGGUGAAUUGGACAGAGAAAACUAUCCUGAAUAUAGCUUGACAGUUAUGGCUCAAGACAAUCCCCUGGGUAAUGUCAGAUUGAAUUCUACAGUUGAGGUGCAUGUUGCUGUAUUAGAUGCUAACGAUAACUCGCCAACAUUUGUAGACACACCAUAUGAAGGAACAAUAUCAGAAAAUGAUCCUAUUGGAAAAUCUAUUGUGACGGUGGAGACUGAAGACCCUGACUUUGGAAUGAAUAAUUUAACUUUGUACUCAAUAACUAAUGGACGACAAGAUCUGUUCCGUGUAGAAGAAUAUUCUGGUGUAGUGAAAAACGUAAUUGAGCUAACUGGUCAUUCUGGACGCACUUACGUAUUGAAUGUUGAAGCUUACAAUGAAGAUGAUCCAAGCUUGUCUAACAUGACAAGUGUGACGAUCGUUGUCACUGAUCCUAUUCCUGAUGAGGAAAAACUCUUAUUUGAGCAGGACAUCUAUCGCGAGACAAUCAGUUACGUGCACAGCGUUGAUGAUGUAGUAAUAACAGUUACCGCUACCUAUGGUGGUGAGGAGUCUGAGCACACAGUAUAUGAAAUCACCGAGCAGAACUAUUUAAAAUCUAAAAAUGACACACCAGUGGUAGUAACGGAGGAUGUAUUUGUCAUCAAUGCAACUACUGGUGACAUCACUUUAAAAGAUCCACUAGACGAGUCAGAGGUUGGACAGUAUACAUUAAGUGUCAAAGCAACUGAUGAAUCAGUAGAUGAUAUGUUUGAUACAGCAGAGAAUACCUCUGUUAACACCUCUGUGAUUUGUAUAAAUGCUACGGAUAUGGAUGAAGGACCAGAAGGUGUCAUAGUACGGUAUGGAAUUCUUGCUGUCGGUGGUUACACUAGGAAUGGGCUAGAUAAAUUUACUAUCAACGAGACAUCAGGUGAAAUAUUCACUGCAGACACAUUUGACUUUGAUGAAGCAGGGGAACGAUAUUAUCAGGUUCUUAUUUAUGUUGUUGAUCCAAGUUAUACUAACAACCCUCCUGAAUUCACUGAAGAUGUAUAUACUGGUGAGGUAUAUAGUACCGAUCCUUUAGGUACUUUUAUUGUACAACUGAAUGCUACCGAUCCAGAUUACCCAUUGUUGGGAUAUGGGGAUACUACGACAGAGUUUUACGUGGAUGAAAACAUUGAAGCCUCAGUUUACAUUGGUAAAGUGCACGCUGUUGAUAUAGACAGUGGUAAUAACUCUCAAGUAGUAUAUCAAAUUCAGAGUGGAGACAUUGAUAAGUUCCGAGUAGAUGAGAUGACUGGUCAGAUCUAUGGUAUUACAAGCUUAGAUGCUGAAGAAAAUACCGUAUACACACUGACCAUAUCAGCAACCAACUCAUAUGCCGUGUGGAAUUCAGACUACAACGAUGAGAUAAGUGUCACUAUCACAGUAGAUGAUAUAAACGAUAACACGCCUCAGUUUGAGAAUUUGCCAUAUACAGAGAGUAUCUCUUUUACAUCAACUGUCGGCACGGUGAUAUUCACUGCCAUGGCAACAGAUGCAGAUCAGAGUGAAUUGAACAGUAAAGUUCAAUAUGGUUUGGAAGCUUUUAAUGAUGACACUGAACCACUGAAAUACUUUAGCAUCGAUGUUACCACUGGAGUUGUAACGCUAGCUGCUCCUUUAGAAGACAAGGACGGAAAUUACUUGUUCAGUGUAGUGGCAUAUGAUGAAGGAUCUCCAAGAGAAAUGAAUGUCACUACAGCCAAAGUAUAUGUAACUGAUGAAAGUAACCAACCAAUCUUCUGUGAUGACUAUUAUAGGUAUAUUAUAUUUUACUCACACCAUUUUAUAAAUCUUAUACUGUUUGAUCUGAUUCAUAUUCUGCAUUUAAGAGAAUACUGUAUUGCAGAGUCAGGAUUCCAUCCUUCUUAUAUCAAUCAGAAAUUGGAGGAGUUCAGACUGGAUUUACAAAGUGCCUCACAUUAUCGCAUAGAUAUCAUUUUAGUGAGUCCAGCUGAUAAUCAGAAUUACACAGAUGUCUGGUUCUACGCUUUGGAUAACUCUGAUUACUCAGUAGUGCCAUAUGAAGAUUUUGUUACCAAUUGGCAAAAUCUUAAAAGCAGUUCACUAAGUAGUAGAACUAAACGCACUGAUUGCAUCUCGGAUCCAGAGUGUUUUGAAGAUAAGUGGAAAAUUAAUGACAUUGUUGGGAUUGAAGAAAAAAGAGAGAAACAACCUUACAUGCUAGAAUCUGUGGAAAUUGCUGUUGUUGUACUUGCAAUAAUCAUUUUCUGUGGGGCUUUGUUUGCGAUAUUGUUCCUGAUCGUGACUGACAGACGAGAUCGUAACAAGCUCAUGGAUCAACAAGAAAAAUGGGAUCGAGUUAUCAGAAUGACCUCUAUGCAAAAUCCGUAUGGUGCCUUGUAA
This is a messenger RNA of Saccoglossus kowalevskii, 7912 nucleotides long. Its product is annotated as protocadherin Fat 4-like. Gene Ontology annotation, cellular component: plasma membrane. Gene Ontology annotation, molecular function: calcium ion binding. The record is from RefSeq and is a predicted model, not a curated record. Lineage: Eukaryota; Metazoa; Hemichordata; Enteropneusta; Harrimaniidae. Gene Ontology annotation, biological process: homophilic cell-cell adhesion.